CAAAAAAAACAAUUUGAAUGAUUAUACUAGUUUUCGUUUCCGUGGUUUGACCGCUACCUCUCUUCCUAAAUCCUACCCUUUUUUAAUUCCUUCCUUCCUUCCUUCCUUUCCCAUUUUAUAUUUCCGCAGCCAUCUUCCAAUACUCACACCAUUUCUUCUCAAUCUCAUAACAAACAAAAACACAGAAAUAAAUAGCAUAGCCUCUGUGUUUCUAUGACUCUCUCUGUCACACACAGUCUGUUUAUUUCAUAGCCUGAGCUUUCUUGUUUUUCUUUCUCUUUCACUUCAAUACUAGUAAAUCAUCACCUUUUCCAACACAUACACACUCUUAUUUUUUAUUUUCACUUCUCAGUUCUCAUCAAUCUCAAUCUCAACAACAUGAGUUCUGAUCAACGAGGAGAUGACAACCUUCAGAUCCAUCAAACUCGACGAUUACCCGAUUUUCUCCAAACCGUAAAUCUCAAAUACGUCAAACUAGGUUACCAUUACCUAAUCACACACCUCUUAACUCUCUGCCUAAUCCCCCUAAUGUCCAUCAUCAUAAUCCAAGUCUCCCAAAUGAACCCCCAAGACCUCCACCAUCUCUGGCUCCACCUCAAAUACAAUCUCGUCUGCGUCAUUACUUGCUCCGCUAUUCUCGUUUUCGGAUCCACCGUUUACAUCAUGACCCGACCCAGAUCCAUUUACCUUGUCGACUACUCUUGCUACAAACCCCCUUCCAAUCUCACCGUUAAAUCCACCAAGUUCAUCCAACACUCCAAACUCAAAGGCGAUUUCGACGAUUCGUCUUUGGAGUUUCAGCGCAAGAUUCUAGAACGUUCUGGCCUCGGCGAAGAAACCUAUCUCCCUGAAGCUAUGCAUAGGAUUCCACCCACUCCUAACAUGGCUUCCGCCAGAGAAGAAGCUGAACAGGUUAUGUACGGUGCUCUUGAUAAUCUUUUCGCUAAUACAAAGAUUAAGCCUAAAGAAAUUGGUAUACUUGUUGUUAAUUGUAGUUUGUUUAAUCCAACUCCGUCGCUUUCGGCGAUGAUUGUUAACAAGUAUAAACUAAGAGGGAAUAUAAGGAGUUUCAAUUUAGGUGGUAUGGGUUGUAGUGCAGGUGUUAUCGCUAUUGAUCUUGCCAAAGACAUGCUUCAGGUUCAUAGAAACACUUAUGCUGUUGUUGUUAGUACUGAGAAUAUUACUCAGAAUUGGUAUUUCGGUAAUAAGAAAUCUAUGUUGAUACCUAAUUGUUUGUUUCGUGUUGGGGGUGCCGCGGUUCUGCUUUCGAACAAAGGCUGUGAUAAAAGGAGGGCUAAGUAUAAGCUUGUUCAUGUCGUGAGAACUCAUAAAGGUGCGGACGAUAAAGCGUUUAAGUGUGUGUAUCAAGAGCAGGACGAUGUUGGUAAAACUGGUGUUUCUUUGUCGAAAGAUCUUAUGGCGAUUGCGGGUGGAGCGCUUAAGACUAAUAUAACGACUUUGGGUCCGCUUGUGUUACCGGUUAGCGAACAGCUUUUGUUUUUUACUACCUUGGUUGUUAAGAAACUUUUUAAUGCGAAGGCGAAGCCUUAUAUACCUGAUUUUAAACUUGCUUUCGAGCAUUUUUGUAUACAUGCUGGUGGGAGAGCUGUGAUCGAUGAGCUUGAGAAGAAUUUACAGCUUUUGCCUAAUCAUGUUGAGGCGUCGAGGAUGACUUUGCAUAGAUUUGGGAACACUUCGUCGAGUUCAAUUUGGUAUGAGUUGGCUUAUAUAGAAGCGAAAGGGAGGAUGAGAAAAGGGAACAGAAUUUGGCAGAUUGCAUUUGGGAGUGGUUUUAAGUGUAACAGUGCAGUGUGGCAGGCUAUGAAACAUGUGAAAGCUUCACCUAUGAGUCCAUGGGAAGAUUGCAUUGAUAGGUACCCAGUUGAGAUUGUUACAUAGUUUGAUUUGAUAGUUGUUCUAGUUUUAUGAGUCAAUAUCAGUUAGAGAAGAGUCUUUGCACAUUUUUAUGAUCUUCAUUUGUUUUUGUUUCCUAAAAAUUUAUUGUUGGGUCAGUGAUGUUGUCUGGUUUAGAUGUCAGUGUUACUUGGUCCAUGUUAGUUGCUUGAGUUCUAGUUACUCUUAUUCAACCAUUAUCUUGAGUAAGUAAUUAAUUAUUUAUGCAGAUUAGUAGUGUCCAUAUUAUUGAGUAUUAA
Messenger RNA from Vicia villosa (hairy vetch), 2153 nucleotides. RefSeq names its product 3-ketoacyl-CoA synthase 4-like. Gene Ontology annotation, cellular component: membrane. The record is from RefSeq and is a predicted model, not a curated record. Gene Ontology annotation, molecular function: acyltransferase activity, transferring groups other than amino-acyl groups. The transcript has a single exon. NCBI's taxonomy places the organism in Eukaryota, Viridiplantae, Streptophyta, Magnoliopsida, Fabales, Fabaceae. Gene Ontology annotation, biological process: fatty acid biosynthetic process. The coding region runs from base 379 to 1899 and encodes 506 amino acids.